CAAUGAAUAAUAAAUCAUAUAAUCCAACAAUAAAAGUAAAAUCAGGCCACUCGAGGAGGAUUCGGAAGCAAAUAUCAAAAAUCGAUUAGACAGCUAUUAUGUGUAGGCAUCGUCGUUAUAAUGAUAAACGGACAAUGGAGUUAUAGAAAAUAUUAUUAUCAUCGCUAAGCACCGCGUGUGAUUUAGGAGAUGGUAGAGGGAAUCGUGGAUGCAGUGAAAGGUGGUCGGGUAGUCAGUGGUCAUAGUGCUUUUGAUUCUCGGACCAUCUGCAUGUAUGUGAACGCAUUGUGUUAAUAUACCUAUUAAUAGAAUUAUGAUGUUUUUUCAGGUAUUGUUGUUCUGUCUGAUCGCCUAUGGACACAGCAGACCGUCGGACACCGAUGAACACGACGAGAUCCUUAGAGAAGCGAAGAGGGACAACAAACACUUCCAACAUGAUAGCGUAAGCGAACUACCGCUACAGCAAACGGAAUCUUCGACAACGGAAAACAUGUUGGGCCGAUUGAAAUCGAUAGCGCACCUGCGAAUGGCUGAGACGAAAAAGCCGGCAUUGGACUCUAUGACCAGAGAAGAGCUGGAGGCGCUUAGGGACCUUUUAGACAAAAACCUUCAAAAGUAUCAGAAUUACAACGAGUACUCGACUAGGAAACGGCCAAGCGACCCGUAUAUAGGUCAGAUCCUCCAAAACCUGAACGGAGAACCACAAUCAAUCGGAGGCGGUAACAACAAUAACAACAUGCAGCAACACCACCACCACAACAAUAACAACAACGACGACGACGACAAACAACUAUCGGAGCACCUCCAGAUGCCCAUUAGGCGCAAGAUCAUCAGACACACGGUGUUCGCGACGCCAAUGCAGGGUGGCAACACGGGCGUUCCGAAUCGGAUGUACAACAGCGGUGACGCAUCGUCGAGGAUCGAUUGGGCGUCACCUUGGGCCGAUUACUUUCCGAUAUUAAUCAAAGAUCCGCUGCAGACGAUGAUGAACUCGUUUUCCGAGAUUAUCGAGUACGGCCCGGCCGCCGAUAUUUGCAGACACGGAACUGCCGACUACGCGGCCCCGACCAGCGAGGACGCCAACCGGUUGGACGGUGCGUUGGUAUCAUCCCGGACUACUAGGCGGAUGGUUGGUGGCGGUAUGGUGUCCGCCAUAAGACCGGAAACGCGGAGACGGUCGCGCCGGAACACGGCAGCCCAACGGUCGGAAGAGGAAAAGGGAGCACUGCUGAACCACGUGCGGCCGUUCAAGCAAACGACGACGACCGCGGCGCCGGAACCGUCAAAGCUGUUCGGCUGGACGCCGGACAAAGAGGCCACCGAGCACAACGGCGACACCGGCCCGCAGAUCAAGCGGCUUGUGGUGCGCCGCGGCGGCGUGGCGAUCGCUGGCCCCGGCGGCAUAGCCACCGCAGGAUCAGGGGGCACGGCGAUCGUGGGCCCCGGCGGCUCGGCGUACAGCAACAAGCACACCGCGUCCGGUUCCUCAGCGGACGCCCCCAUGCCGGCCGGCGGCAUCUCGAUGGCCGGAUACGGGCCGCAGAUGGUGCAGGCUCCGACCGGAUAUUACGCGCCGUAUCCGCCUCAGAACAAUGGUUUCGGCAGGAGCUUGGACGCCGGCGCCGGCGGAACGGCAUAUCUGUCCACGGACGGCGUCGCGUACACGUUUCCCACGGCGUCCCGGGGACUGACAGCGUCCCAACGUCGGCGAGGCGGGGGUGAAGGCCGCGAGAUCUCACUUCCGGACGGUGCCAAGCUGAUAGCCACUGGGCCGAUAGUGUACUACAACCCCGAGCCGUCCGUCCGGAAGAAGUCGCGCAAGAGCAAAAAGUCCGCGAUUUCCGGGCACGCCAACGCCGCAAAACUCGACGACCACCUGUUUUGACGACACCCCGCCGCCGUUCGUUUAUCCGUUUGUUCCUCUACAACAACAACAAGACUGUCGUGAUAUAUUGCACUUGAUGAUAACAAUAUGAUAUUACUAUAGCUCUACGAUUGUUGUGCCUUCAUUGACACUUUAUAUACAUAUUAUUAUUAUACAUACAUAAGUUUACCUAUCGUAUAUUUUAUAGAAAUAUUUUUUAGUCCUAACUCUCAUUUAAGUAGACCUCUAACAAUAAUUAUGAUCAUUACAUCACACUUUCCUAUACGAGUACAAUAUAUAUUGUAGUUGUAUACAAUAAUUAUAAACCUCGUGGUAGUUCCAUAACAUUAACGUGUAUAAUUUUCAUAAAUAUUAUAUAAAAAUGUGUAGUUCUCCCCUUCGUCACUUGUAUGCUUAUUUACUCUAUCAAACUUGUAAGGUGAAGGCUGUAUUGUCAUAUUAUGUAUUAUCAUACGAGUAAGAUAUUACGCGUGCCUAACGUUAUUCAUAAUAUAUUGUAAUAUUAUUAUACGAUAUUAUUAACAGUAUUUUUCAAAUUUCUUUUUAAAUGUUUACUAAUAAUUCAACUCUGAACACAGAGUUUACCAACUACUUAUUUAUUAUGGUUUGCUUGUUAAUACGUAAAAAUAAUUAAGUCUUAUUAGAUAUUACAUUAUUACAAGUAGGUAUAGGUGUCUAUAUGUAAUCUCAAACGCUAACUUAUUAUAUGGAAUUUUAUUGUAUAAGUACAACCUAAUUAGAAUAUAUUUUUAUUUUGAAACAUA
Molecule: messenger RNA, 2649 nt
Organism: Myzus persicae (green peach aphid)
Lineage: Eukaryota; Metazoa; Arthropoda; Insecta; Hemiptera; Aphididae
Exons: 3
Coding region: 314-1885 (523 amino acids)
Source: RefSeq, a predicted model, not a curated record